AUGUUGCCCUCGCUUCUCGUCGCCUCGCUGCUCCCGGUGGUUAGCCUGGCCGUUGCCGUACCGACAACUAAUAACGAACUCGACGGCCGUGGCCCUGUAAAGCCCUGCACGCUCAGGACAACGACCGAGCUCAAGUACAGGACCUGCCCAAAGACGAGCUGCAAAGUCGUUGGUCAGUAUGCGAAAGGGGCCAAGGUGAAGGUCAAGUGCGUCACUAGGGGCUCAUCCGUAAACGGCGAGGACGGCUGGGUUAAGAACCCGUCGGGAUACUACGUGUCGCUGGCGUAUCUUACGCCGAGCUUGGACUCUUGCAGCGCCCAAUACAUCUGUUAG
This is a messenger RNA of Purpureocillium takamizusanense, 333 nucleotides long. RefSeq lists its product as uncharacterized. The transcript has 2 exons. The record is from RefSeq and is a predicted model, not a curated record. NCBI's taxonomy places the organism in Eukaryota, Fungi, Ascomycota, Sordariomycetes, Hypocreales, Ophiocordycipitaceae. The coding region runs from base 1 to 333 and encodes 110 amino acids.